AGAAACUUCCUGUCCCUGGGGUAAACUUUACAAAUGCAAUUUGUGUUAGCCUUGUUAUUUUAACUCAUGUUCCUGUAAAGUUUAGCGGGGUUUUCGCCAUUUUCGUCCGAACGACCGGAACUUGGAGGCAAUUAUAUAAAGAAUACUUACCAGAGGCAACUGUUUAAAAGUUUAUGUUGGAGCCACUCACACUGAGGCUGACUGCUGUAAAUGGAAGGCAGUUGCUGAACGCGGAAUUGUGGCGUCAGGGAGAGGGUAGAGUCGGCUCAUUGGAUUAUCUGCCAGGCGACGUAAAGGGGGAGGGCGCAGAGUUUAUCUGAAAAAAGUUGCAGGUUGUUGGUGCCAAAGGAGUAGGAUGAGGGAAGCGAGAAAGACAUACAGCAUCCGCUGGGAAAGGGGCAAAUGAAAUCCAUGCAUACUCUGGGCUCUCUCAGCCUUUCCUAGAAGCGGCGCCUACAAUGGGAGACGGCCUGUCCUCCGCGGAUUGUAACAUUAACAAAUCAACUACAAUAAUAUUUGUUAAUCCUGCAAACGGGGUAAGUCCAAACGUGCCUCAGCAAGAGUUCUCUGAGCAGUGGGUGAUAGGCAUGGGCACAGUCAUGGCAAUCAUCGUCCUGACCAUAGUCCUUGGCAACCUUUUGGUGGUUUUUGCCAUCGCAAAGAACCAGCGGCUACAGACGUUAACCAAUCUUUUUAUUGUAUCCCUGGCCUGUGCAGAUCUGAUUAUGGGUUUAUUGGUGGUUCCUUUCGGUGCGACCUUGGUUGUUCGAGGUAACUGGCUGUACGGUUCGGUUUUCUGUGAAAUCUGGACUUCAGUCGAUGUCCUAUGUGUGACCGCGAGCAUCGAAACUUUGUGCGUGAUUGCCAUAGAUCGAUAUAUCGCAAUAACAUCGCCGUUUCGCUACCAGAGUUUACUCACGAAAGCCAGGGCACGGGUGAUCGUGUGUGUGGUCUGGGCCAUCUCUGCUCUCAUCUCUCUGCUGCCCAUCAUGAUGCACUGGUGGAGAGAUGAUGACCCAGGCGCCCUUCGCUGUUACAAUGAUCCCUGCUGCUGCGAUUUUGUAACAAACAAAGCCUACGCCGUUGCCUCCUCCAUUAUUUCCUUCUACCUGCCUUUACUGAUCAUGAUAUUCGUCUAUGCCCGAGUCUUUCAGGAAGCCAAAAAGCAAAUGAAGAAGAUCGACAAGUGCGAGGGGAGAUUUUACACAAGUCACUUUAUCCCAAACGGCAGGUCAGCUCGAAGGAGACCGUCCAAGAUUAUAGCCAUCAAGGACCACAAGGCUCUGAAGACUCUGGGAAUUAUUAUGGGGACGUUCACCCUUUGCUGGUUGCCGUUUUUUCUGGCAAAUGUGGCGAAGGCGUUCCGGACUGACAUAGUGCCCGACAAACUCUUUUUAUUUUUCAACUGGCUCGGCUAUGUCAACUCGGCGUUCAACCCCAUCAUUUACUGCAAGAGCCCUGAUUUCAGAGCGGCCUUUAAAAGGUUACUCUUCUGUCCCGGCCAGGCUGACAGCAGAUUCUACUCGGGCUCCGGGGAAUUCUCCCGUUGUUCGGGAAUGUUUGGGAGCACUCUGGAUCCCAGGAGCUUGGAGACUUGGUCAGAUUGGAACAGGGCACAGGAGGGGAACGGAAGCCAUUUGGACAGACAGAGGGAGGAGAACCAGCGACCUGAAGAUGAGGAGUCGCAGUUCUAGCACAUCCGACCGAAAUGGAGUGAGGGAACCCGUCAGCAAAUGCCAGUUUAUGGACAUAAACAUAAGUUUCCGUUAAAGGGGUGAAGUCAGAGCAGGCAAUCGUUCCUGGCAAUAUUGGAGAAGGGAGGGCAAAGAGAAGGUACUUCACAUUAACACUAAGAUUUGGAUUCCGAGCGACCACAGAAUAUGAAAGAUGCUCGAACAGGGCAGGCAUUAGCAGGACUGCGGUAACUUGGACAGUACAGAAGCGAGCAGCCACGUUAGGUCACUUUUGCAACCUGAAUGGCGUGUCUUUGUUAAAUUACAUUCCACAAUGGAAGGAGAUUUCCAACGAGAAUGAAACAGGAUCGAUGUGGACUCUCAUAUUUACAUGAACGAUUGCCUUAUCAGACCUGCCCAUGUUACUAGAAUGGGGGAUAGUAAACACAGUCAUUUACUUAUGUUGCCUUAUUAUUUUAAACAUUUUGGAUUAUGUGUAAUAAGUUGUAUUAUAAAACAACUUAAGUACACAAAGCUCUACUUACUAAAGACAUCCAAGAUUUUUUUUUAAAAAACUAAUUAUCUGUCCAUUACCGGUGCCUGACUUUACACUGUGUUGGAGAUGACACUUUAACAUAUCGAUGUUCAAGAAUUGAUCGAGCCGUGCUGCCAAAUUCGUGAAAACCUUUUCACUGUAAGAUUGUGUUUUGAGUAACACUACCUCCGGCUGUACAGAUUGCGUACAGAUCUAUUUAUAUUAAACAUUGUUUAUAUUAAACAAACCGCAUUUUAUAUAUUUAAAAAGCAGACGAAGCGACGCACAACCUCAGAGUUGACCAUGAUACAGAUGGACGAGCAGGGGUCUAUUACUUAUUUAAAUAAUUUAAAUUCCACGGAGGACCAACUUCACUUCACGUGCAGUUUCCCAAGUGUUGAAAGUUCUCCAGUAUGAAGAUUAUCUGCGCCAUGUUGUAACUUUGCUUAUAAAUUUUACAGCUAAUCUUAGUAAGGACAGAGCCAAAAACUCCGGGUAGUUUUUCGGAAACAAAUCAUCCAUUUCGGUGAGAGUGGGUGCAGAAAAGGGAACUCGUGUUUAUUGAUGUACUGUAACAUUUGCCCGCUAAACCAAAAACUAAUGCGUUUUCCCACCUACUCCGUAUAAGAUUCACGUACAGCUGUGUAAUGUAUUUGUGACAAUGUCUGCUUUCUCGCACAUAUUUAUAUAAAUACAGCUCAAUAAAAUGUGUGGAUAUUUGGUAAAUGUGCAAUAAACAUAAUGAAACAUU
This is a messenger RNA of Carcharodon carcharias (great white shark), 2959 nucleotides long. It is a transcript of the gene adrb1, whose product is annotated as adrenoceptor beta 1. Gene Ontology annotation, cellular component: membrane. The transcript is spliced from 2 exons. Gene Ontology annotation, biological process: adenylate cyclase-activating adrenergic receptor signaling pathway; positive regulation of heart rate by epinephrine-norepinephrine; norepinephrine-epinephrine-mediated vasodilation involved in regulation of systemic arterial blood pressure. NCBI's taxonomy places the organism in Eukaryota, Metazoa, Chordata, Chondrichthyes, Lamniformes, Lamnidae. Bases 459 to 1694 code for a protein of 411 amino acids. The record is from RefSeq and is a predicted model, not a curated record. Gene Ontology annotation, molecular function: beta1-adrenergic receptor activity.